AGUGACAUAUCUCUCUUGAACUUCAUCUUUUAAAAGUUAGGGUGAGGAGGGAAGGGUUAGACACAUUUUCUCGUCAUAAGUCAGAUUUUAGCAAUCGUGUAGAGAGAUAUAUGACGCCCUCUUGACAGGAUAAAAGAUUAAACGGCGCUAGUCUGGAACGAUCUCUAGAAAGUUCGAUCGUCAUGAACGACACUUAUCUACUUGCUCAGAACGUAUCGAACAGCAGUCAAUACUUUCCUGCAGAUGGAUGGGUUGACACCAUUGUUGUUAAUCGCUCUUGCGAUGGUAACAUUAACCUCUACUCUCAAUCUUAAGAGGUACAGGAGAGAAGAGACGCCGAUAGAGGACUUAAUGAACGACGAAAGAAAUGCUGAUGUCUACGACCGCUGCUUGCCCCGCUCCAUAUGCAGAAAUGGUGGCUACUGCCAAUCGGGAAGAGACCUAAAUAGCGCUUAUGCACAGAACUUUACUCAUUGCGUAUGCAAUGACCCCAUAUUCACUGGAAAACAUUGUGAAAUUGUCAGGAACUGUCCUGGCUACAUUUGGAAAUGGGCGUUCUUGAAGGAAGGGGACGUAGAGGACCCAUUUAAGGAAGGAAAUUAUACGGAUGAGCAAAAACUGACGUUAAUUGAGAAAGAGUUCUACAGGUUCAUCCUCAUCCAUUUUCCGGACUCAUUUCCAAACAUGUCUUCCCCCGACCCACCAACUUUGUAUGACUGGGGUUUUGAAGUUAUUGAAUGCAGAAAGGCCACGAUGCUCAUGUUCCUGAAGGCACUGCUGUCGGCAAACAAAUCUGUCCUCAGCCCCAAACUUCAAGUUCGUUACCUUACCUUGCACUACAUCCUGACGACUUACAUUGAGAACAUGGAGAAGUGGAAAUAUUUUGUAGGUAUCACAAGGCUGAGCAAUUACGAGGGUUUCUUUCUUCACGAUAUGCAUUACGUUCUUCAUAAGAUGCAGCGCCACUGGACUAAGUGGACCAACCAUACCAUAAUUCUGACCUUUAAUCUUCUCCAAAGCAUGGGGCUUGCUUACAUAUUCAAGAAACAUAACUAUGAAGUGUCUGUGAAACAAGAUGCGGGAAUAAACGAGCCAAUGAGAGAAUUAAAAUACCUGUUGCCAAAAAUCUUCGAUGAGCUUAUGACGCCGGCGGAGAUUUAUAAGAUAAAGUCUCUCCUGAGGGCAUAUGACGGUUCAUCUCCUGAUGGUUUUUACGACAACUUGCUCGUUCAUCCGUUGGAGAGAUACCCUGUGACAAAAAUACUACCCAAAGCUCGGCGAGCCCUGGGAUAUCAGAUGAGCGCCAUGAAGUCUUUCUUGAAGCACGUUUACUGGAAGAAUCUACGGCCGUCCCCUAGUGUAGUAUCCCUACCGGAUGGCAAAGAGUUUUACAUCGCCUGUCUCGAGUGGUACCUUGGAGAACCAAGUCCAGACCCUGACAGAAUCAUGGAUCAUGCCGAGUGGGAGGUGUUGAAGAUAUCAGAGGCGGUAGAAGAGAUGAUGGAAGCUGAUUUCUUCGACUAUGAGAUGACGACAUAUUUUCAAAAACUGAAGAGAGAAGUUACCCCAAUCUCCACGGGUGAGAUCGUUACAGAAAUGCACCGACUUCUCAAUGAAGUAAUCAAGCCAAAACUGUCGAAAGUGAUGGACGUAGAGCUACCGCCUAACCCGAAAAUUGUGUUACUGAAGCACUGGUGGGAUCGAACCUUCUACGACAGAGGCACGCUGUACAUCAACCCCCGAAAUGCGUUCAGACACAGGCUACUUCCGAUGGCAAUGAGAUACGGAAUACCUGGCGAGCACUUUCGGUUUGCUACCUUACUAAAUCGGACCGACGUUCCGGAGUAUCUGAAGUGGCCCGUUUUAAAAAGAGGUGCCGUACCUACAAUUCCUCAGACUCCGUUUCCAGCUUUUCAUUGGGGCUGGGGCGCCUAUGCUGAAGCUCUCAGCCUGGAGAUGGGGUUACAAAGGUCUAAAUUGAAUCGUCUGGCUUUUUACGCCGAAAGGAUGUUGCGUGCUACAGCCGCCGCCGUCGACGUGGGCAUCCACUGGAAGAAGUGGUCACGUAGUACAGCGGCUUCCUACCUGUACGAUCACAACAGCUUUCCUGAAGAGUUUCUGGCUCAAGUGCUCGACAGCGCCAUCAGCUUGCCUGGGGAGGCAACUGCGGCCCUCAUGGGACAAUCCAAGCUGCAGGAUUUGAGACAGAUUGCAGAGAUGGAAUACGAGAGCAAGUUCAACCUGAAGAAGUUCCAUAAGAAAGUACUGGACGUGAUACCUGGUCUCCAGAUUUCCCUGACCAGCGUCAUUAGAGAUCCGUGGUGACAAAACAAUCACAACAGACGUAGUCUUCUGUUCCCGCCCGCCGAAACCAGACAGGACAUGCUAAACUCUUGCUGGGUACAUGGUCCUUCGUUUCUGCCUCUGACCAAGAAAAGGACGCCAUUUCCCGCUGUGUCACAGUACUACAGAGCAAAGUUCUAGUGGCUUGACCGACAAACCUUUUUUUCUAAAGAGUUAACAGCCAAAUGUAAAAUCUUCAUGGUUACUACACUGUGAAUAUUUAGAGAAGAGUUUUUAUGAUCAUGGUGUGUCACAAUAAAAUGUUACAUGUCUUGAGAAAA
This is a messenger RNA of Pomacea canaliculata, 2624 nucleotides long. RefSeq lists its product as uncharacterized. The transcript is spliced from 20 exons. NCBI's taxonomy places the organism in Eukaryota, Metazoa, Mollusca, Gastropoda, Architaenioglossa, Ampullariidae. The record is from RefSeq and is a predicted model, not a curated record. The coding region runs from base 244 to 2325 and encodes 693 amino acids.